AUGGAGGACUACCGCGCGGCUUCGCUCUUUCAACCGUCCAACCUGGCCAAGGCCCUGGAGGACACUAUGGACCCGUCGUCCGGGAGACCUACGCAUUUAAUGGGCACCUUUGUCUCUGUUCCUCACACCAUCUCAGCUCGCACACUGGCAGUCCUAGGGUACGACUGUGUUUUGAUCGACGCACAGCAUACACCGAUUGAAGCCGAGAACCUCGUUCGCCUGAUCCAAACCGUCAGCCUCUCUAGUCAGGGAAGGACCGUCCCGGUCUGUCGAGUGCCAUCUGCGCAAUCGGAUCUCCUGACUUAUGCCCUUGACGCGGGAGCCGGCGGCAUAAUCUUCCCACACAUUGAUACACCCGAGCAAGCCGCCGAAGCCGUCAGCAAGUGUCGGUAUGCCUACUCAGACGGUGACCGGUCCCUGGCUCCAGCAGUGCUAGUCCCUGGAGUUACAGAUGUGGCGCCACCGGGGUCCUCCCACGAGCGUGUAGCGGACAAGAACAUCGCAGUGAUAAUUCAGAUCGAGAGUCCGCUUGCCCUUGCCAAUGCGGACGCCAUAGCUGCAGUCCCUGGUGUCAACGCCCUAAUGCUAGGAGCUGGCGAUCUUCGGGUUGCCAUGCGCUGUCCUCCGCGCCAGGUGGGCGACCCCGAAGACCCAAAGAUAUUGGAUGCAAUAGAGCGGUUGGUGAAUGUGUCGAGACGGCAUCAGAAGCCUUUGGCUGUGGUCACAUUCAAGUUGUCUGAGAAAGCAAAAAUUUGGCUCAAGGACUUUCAGCUGUUGGUGAUAUCAUCGGAUUACUCGAGCCUGGUGAAGGGGCAUAAGGACGAUUUAGCUCGUAUGAGGCAGACACUGGCUGAGGUGCAGGGGUUAAAAAACUGA
This is a messenger RNA of Aspergillus viridinutans, 876 nucleotides long. Its product is annotated as HpcH/HpaI aldolase family protein. The record is from RefSeq and is a predicted model, not a curated record. Lineage: Eukaryota; Fungi; Ascomycota; Eurotiomycetes; Eurotiales; Aspergillaceae. The coding region runs from base 1 to 876 and encodes 291 amino acids. Gene Ontology annotation, molecular function: aldehyde-lyase activity. The transcript is spliced from 4 exons. Gene Ontology annotation, cellular component: cytoplasm.